Molecule: messenger RNA, 1401 nt
Organism: Nerophis lumbriciformis (worm pipefish)
Lineage: Eukaryota; Metazoa; Chordata; Actinopteri; Syngnathiformes; Syngnathidae
Source: RefSeq, a predicted model, not a curated record
AUGGCGACGGGGUGUCAGUUCUUUGUCUGCCUGGCUUUGGCCGCCGUCGUCGGCGCCGUGCUAGGGCUCGGCGAGGAUAUGGACCGGCCAAUGUUCGGCCCUCCAGGUUCAGCCAUCCGACUAAAGGAGACCGACCCCGGCUUGAAGAAGGCUCUGCAGUUCGCUCAGGAGCGCUACAAUUUGGGCUCCAACGCGAUGCACCUUCGCAGAGUCAGCAAAGUCAUCUCCGCCACUAAACAGCUGGUCAAGGGUAUCCGCUACACUAUAACAGUGGAGAUGAGUAAUACUCAGUGUAAGAAAUCUGCCAUGCUUCGGACUUGUGACUUCUAUCCCGAGUCACAACAACUUAAGACUGAGAUUUGUUUGUUUGAAAUCUGGGACAUACCCUGGCAGGCAACUUCUACUUUAAUCAAGCAGAAGUGCCAACCACAGUCUGUAUCAGAAGAAACAACUACAGUUGACAACGCUUCCCCUGACCAGCUUGUGGAGCUUCUGGGCCUUUUCAAAGACUUCAUGGUUAAAUACAAUAAGGUUUAUAGCACCCAAGAGGAGACCGACCGCCGCCUCCAGAUCUUUCAUGAGAAUGUUCAGAUUGCCGCAAGAAUCCAGUCUUUGGAUCAAGGAUCUGCAGAGUACGGCAUCACCAAGUUCAGUGACCUUACUGAGGAGGAGUUUCGCUCCACGUACCUGAACCCACUGCUGAGCCAGUGGACUCUUCAGCGACCAAUGAAAUUAGCCACCUCUGCCCGAAACCCCGCCCCUGAUAGCUGGGAUUGGAGGGAACAUGGCGCUGUUAACCCUGUUAAGAACCAGGGUAUGUGUGGAUCUUGCUGGGCGUUUUCUGUCAUAGGUAACAUUGAAGGGCAGUGGUUCCUGAAAAACGGAACUUUGGAGUCAUUAUCGGAACAAGAGCUAGUUGACUGUGAUGGACUGGACCAAGCGUGCAGAGGCGGUUUGCCGUCAAAUGCUUACGAAGCGAUUGAGAAUCUUGGCGGUUUGGAGCUGGAGAGCGACUACUCCUACUCUGGCCGUAAACAGAAGUGCGACUUCACUAGCGGGAAGGUGGCCGCUUACAUCAAUAGCUCUGUGGAGUUGUCCAAAGAUGAAAAUGAAAUUGCAGCCUGGUUGGCUGAAAAUGGCCCCGUCUCCGUCGCUCUUAAUGCUUUUGCCAUGCAGUUUUAUAGGAAGGGUGUGUCCCACCCCUUUAAAAUCUUCUGCAACCCCUGGAUGAUAGAUCACGCAGUGCUUCUGGUGGGAUAUGGAGACCGUAAGGGAGUUCCAUUUUGGGCCAUUAAAAACAGUUGGGGGGAGGAUUAUGGAGAACAGGGUUACUACUACCUGUACAGAGGCUCCAAUGCAUGUGGAAUCAACAGGAUGGCUUCGUCUGCUGUUGUCAACUAA